AUGUCGGCAUUCGGCGUCCCUUCGCCUGAUGAGAGCCAGAAAGAGGAGUACCAGUGGAUCGUUGAACACCAUGAAUUCGCACGUACUGAGGGGCAGAGGAACUUUUCGUGCCUGACAGUCGACGUUUCCCGUCGGUCACAAAACCAGUCCCCACGACCGCCUCUGGUCCGGGUCUUCUGCGUGGACGAAAGGGAAGAUUUGUCGGGGUCAGACGAUGACGAGCACGAGCACGAGCACGAGCACGAAGAAUAUAUGUUCUACAGACCUGAGGCCCGGGAGUUCGCGGAUGAAUACCUGUCGGGAGAGGCCAGGCAGGAGAACCCCGCAUUCAUUCUGGCCGGAGCUCAUCUGAUGCCCAUCGCUGCGUGGAAGAUAAACGCACAGAACGAGAGGAUGGUCUGCCCCUUUGAUGAAGAGACUCAGAAUGAUUACUUUUGCAUCUGGCAUGACCGUCUGGUUGUAGAACAGAUGCUGAAGAAGCUGCGUUGA
Aspergillus uvarum CBS 121591 is the source of this 489-nucleotide messenger RNA. RefSeq lists its product as uncharacterized. Bases 1 to 489 code for a protein of 162 amino acids. Lineage: Eukaryota; Fungi; Ascomycota; Eurotiomycetes; Eurotiales; Aspergillaceae. The record is from RefSeq and is a predicted model, not a curated record. The transcript has a single exon.